CCGACACGGAAGCUGGCGGCUCGCCGCACUCUCCGCCCGGCCUCAGGCCCCAGCCCUCAAAGAUGUCAUGCCCCUGCCGUGCCUACAAGUGCGCGCGCUUCUCGCCGCCGUAGUUCUAAGUGAGACCCGAGGUCCUGACCCGUCAUGGUCAGACGCUGGUGACAGGGCGGGUGCAUGCUGAAUGAGCCUACCGGGUUGCUUAGGUGCGCGUCCCCUGAAGCCUACCUCAAGCACUGGGCAUGCUGUGCCUGCAGAUGUCGGGUGGGGGAACUACCUCUACGUGGUCUGUUUGUUACAUACUCGUCCGUUGUCCUGCCAGUUAACGCGAUGAACUGUUAUAAUUUCUCAUCAUGCGGCGGCUGAUCAGACGACAGCCUAACAACCAUUCCCCGCUUCCUAUGAAAGACACAAGGUGACAAGUACGAGCCUCGUCACCGCCAGCUCAGCGUAAGCGAGAGUUGCUGAUU
Messenger RNA from Colletotrichum godetiae, 467 nucleotides. RefSeq lists its product as uncharacterized. Lineage: Eukaryota; Fungi; Ascomycota; Sordariomycetes; Glomerellales; Glomerellaceae. The record is from RefSeq and is a predicted model, not a curated record. The coding region runs from base 175 to 363 and encodes 62 amino acids. The transcript has a single exon.